AUGAAUUUGUUACAUAUAAAUAAGCCAUUAUUGCAACCUUUAAAAGUUUUAGUAGUAAACCCCCUUGCGCCAGCAUCCCAAUUAUUUAUAGUGAAAAUGAUGUCUGGCGUUGUCUUCAGUGACGAUCAAUUGAUUGAUUUGAAUCUUAUAGUGUCUAGUAAUGACUUAAAGUCGGCUGAAUCUUUUGUAUUGGAAUUAGAAUCAUGUGCUUUUUCAUGUACUAAUUCCAUCAAGAUAUCCUCAGACAUGUCAAGCGCUAACGAUGCUGACGUUUUUUGUUUCAUAACUGACUUUGAUAAUCCGAACUACGUUGAGUUUGACAAUGAAAAUAUUGAUAAGGAAUUCAACGCUUUAUAUCUCAUUAUAAAAUUGGCGAAUAGUUUUAGUUGGCUAAAUGAUACAGACACUGAAGGAAUAAAAGCAAUUAAAAAUGCUGAAUCUUCGAGAAGUACUAAAAAACAUACAGAAAUGGAAAAAAUUAUUUCUAAUAAAGAAAAGAAGGCCAUAUUUUUGGUUGACGGUAUUGUAGCCAUCGAUAUUCUUCAGUCACUAUCUAAAAAUAUGCCAUCCGAUAUAUUUUUCUGUCCUACACCUAUUUCUGCUAUUGCGAAAUCUGUUUUGGGAGAUUAUUUAAAUGUACAUUGUAAUGUCAUAAACGACGUGCUUGUUUGGGCUGCGAAUGAUAACGUCUUUCAUGUUGAGGUGAAGAAACCUAUAAUUAUACAUGACGAUGUUAGCGAUAAUUCACACUGCGAUGAAGACAAAGUAAUAGGGAAAGAUCUCCUGGAGCAGUUGAAUUUAGACUCAACACAAUUUAGUGCAUCUUGGUUGAAAAAAGAGUUCAUCGAAAAGGUGGCGUCAUCUGCGUCGAAGAAUCCUUACGGAUGUAUUUAUAGAGCUGUGGUAUUCAGCAAAACUUUGAGAGACAUUUGGUUAACGCGUAUCCAGGACGAUGGCAAGAAAGUUUACAACAACAUGGGCGUCAUUAGUGAUGGCUCACUUGGAACUAUUAAAGGAUUACCUUAUGUUUUGCCAGUAGUGUUUACUAAAGGUAACUGGUCUGUAAACAAGCUUUACGAAGACGAUGUUCAUCUGAAGCAGGAAAUAAACAGAAUCAAUAAGGAAGUUAAACAGCGUCAUGAUCAGAUGAUCGCGUACUGUAAAAAGUUUCUGCAAGAUAACAUCAUCCAUCAACCUUUCACAGAUGAAUAUAGUACCAAUUCUAUGAGCUCUGUAAGCGGAUACAAGAAUUGUUAGACUUUUAUUUCUAAAAAUAUUAAUAAAAUGAAUUAGUACAUUAAUCUUAAUAAAUAAAAACUUUUUGUGACAAAUA
Melitaea cinxia (Glanville fritillary) is the source of this 1333-nucleotide messenger RNA. Its product is annotated as malate dehydrogenase 3, cytoplasmic-like. Gene Ontology annotation, molecular function: L-malate dehydrogenase (NAD+) activity. The transcript has 6 exons. The record is from RefSeq and is a predicted model, not a curated record. The coding region runs from base 1 to 1257 and encodes 418 amino acids. NCBI's taxonomy places the organism in Eukaryota, Metazoa, Arthropoda, Insecta, Lepidoptera, Nymphalidae. Gene Ontology annotation, biological process: oxaloacetate metabolic process; malate metabolic process; tricarboxylic acid cycle.